Messenger RNA from Dichotomopilus funicola, 1470 nucleotides. RefSeq lists its product as uncharacterized. The record is from RefSeq and is a predicted model, not a curated record. Lineage: Eukaryota; Fungi; Ascomycota; Sordariomycetes; Sordariales; Chaetomiaceae. The coding region runs from base 1 to 1470 and encodes 489 amino acids. The transcript is spliced from 3 exons.
AUGAAUACAGCCUCGCCCACUAAGCGUCGCGUUCUCGGUGCGCUCGACCCCAACGCGUGCUCCCCUAACAAGAUGAGAAGGCACGAGGGCAAGCUGCUAUCGUCGUCCAUGCAGCAGAGUCCUGUCAAGUCUAAGUUGUUUGCUACCCCGCGCCAGGGUACCGCGUCGCCUGCACGUGGUCGUGCGCUGUUAUCUUCCACAGCAGCCAACUCUACAUUGGUGUCGGGUAUGGAGAACCAAGGGGUGUCGAAGGCGCAGGAGGAAGAGAGAGGAAGCCCGACUAAGAAACGCCGCUCUCCUUCGCUUGCUUCGACCGCGUCGGUGGGCUCGUCGCGGGGUGUGUCGGCGCGUGUUGAUACCUUGGAGGAGGGGCUGGGUGGAGAGCCGGUGGCGAAGAGGCCGUGUUUGGAGAACAAGGACGAGGUCCAACCCCGACGGGCAGAGUCUCCGCCCUCUUCAUUGUCAACAGCCGCGACCGCUCCGAUCCGCGACCGCUCCGUUUCGCCCGAUGCCACCUCAGUGUUUGACAACUCGAUUGUGGAUAACUCACAGGCUACGGUUAUCACGGAGCCAGACAUUGCCAGUCUUGUGCCUGCCACGGCGCCCGUCCCUGUUACACUCCCGGCCUCGCUUUCCCGGCCGCGGAUGACGCGUGAACAAGCCAGACAAAAAGCUGAGAUCCUCCGCCUGCGUCUCGGCCUCGCAAGUUACAAAGUGCGCACCAACCAGACCGAGGUGUCACUCGAUGCACUAGAAGCUCGGGCUGCCGAAAUUAAGAGACCGGCCAGAAACUCGUUCUCUGCCCACGGCCGAAGUGAGAGCCACGGCCAGCAGAAUGCCUAUCCUGCCCCGACAUCCCUCUCAGCAUCAUUCCCUCCCCCUGGCACUGCAUCUAGCUCCACAACCCGGGGUGGUAGACGACCUUUGCCCGCUGCGCCCGUCCGGAGACCCAGCAUGGGCGUCGAGCGCGGGCCAAGGCUAGCAGCGCCCUCGAGAAGCCCCCGUUUCGCCCAAUCCCGGCCAGCAACUAUCAUCCGUGACGAACAACGGUGGACACAAAAAACGCAAAAUCGCUACACUCACCAGCAGCCGCGCGACUCCCACCACCGACCGGUCCACUGCCAACCCGUCCAUCACCACCAGCGCCACCAAUCCGAAGUUCUCCCCAAGUCCCACCACAACACCACAACGCGCGACAUGUCCGCCGCAGAUCCUAGAAUCCCGCCCCGUCCGCGCAGGGCCACCGAUUCAGCCGACUCUUUGCUAUCAGCCUUGUCAAGGCCGUACCAUCCCGACAACGGCAACAACACCAGCCAAAGGAGGGUCAGCUUCGUGGGGCACGACAGGUACCAAGGUCGUCAUGACGGGGGAAGAGCCAGAGACGAAGGGGACCGGGAAGCAGACCGGGAGACAGACAUGGAAGAUAGGGGUGGUGCGGCGAGCGGUCUGCUUAGUUUGGCUCGGAGUUAG